ACUAACCGCUAACGAUCAACAUUGAAGGAUUUUUAUCACCCAUUAUAUUAUUUUCGUUUUACGAUUUUUAUACAAGUAUAUAAUGGAGUGCACUUUUGGAUUUCGGUUAGUCUAAAGAGCGUGUAGUUAUCGAUUAUUAUAAAUAAUUCGGGCGUUUCUUUUGAUAAGAGUUUAUAACAUGGGUCUUUUACUCCUCCUUCCCUUACUUUUGACAAUUAUAACACCGAACAUGGCGAGCACGGCCCUUCAAGAUGUGGUGCAAGGAAACAGCCAUUUCACUCAGAAAUUACACAGCGUUUUGGCCGCAGACGCGAAGCCUCAGGAAAACAUCUUUUUCUCCCCUAUAAGUGCACAUGCCGCCCUUUCUAUGACUUACCAGGGUGCCAGAGGUGCUACCAGUGCCGAAUUCGCUCAGGUUCUGAAUGUUAAGGAUCAGGCUACCGCUGCCAACGGGUGAGUUUAAUAACAUUUCAUU
This is a messenger RNA of Anthonomus grandis grandis, 475 nucleotides long. RefSeq names its product serpin B10-like. The record is from RefSeq and is a predicted model, not a curated record. The transcript has 2 exons. The coding region runs from base 179 to 457 and encodes 92 amino acids. Lineage: Eukaryota; Metazoa; Arthropoda; Insecta; Coleoptera; Curculionidae.